Messenger RNA from Emiliania huxleyi CCMP1516, 489 nucleotides. RefSeq lists its product as hypothetical. The coding region runs from base 1 to 489 and encodes 162 amino acids. The transcript has 2 exons. The record is from RefSeq and is a predicted model, not a curated record. NCBI's taxonomy places the organism in Eukaryota, Haptophyta, Isochrysidales, Noelaerhabdaceae.
AUGCCUCCCCCGACCGAGCCUCCCUCGGUCUGCGAGCUGCGGCGCUGCUGCGGCGCACACUUCAAGGAGGAGGCGUGGCUCGCGUGCCAGGCGCGCUACCUCAACCUGCGCCUGCUCAUCUUCAACCCGGCGGCACACUUCGCCAACCAGGCCGCGGCGUGCGGGCCGGAGCUGCCGGGCGAGCUGCCGCCGGGAGAGCGCGCGGCCGACAACCCCGCCGCGCCUCCACAAUCCACUCUCGCAACUCUACCGCGCAGCCAGCACACGCACGUCGGCGAGGCCGACAAAGCUCUGCAUGGCCUGGUUUAUCGGGGAUCGAGUGAUGGCGUAUUAUUGGGCAGUCUUCUCAUUGGCGAGUCAGACUGCUCAGCGUCGGCAGCAACGGCGCGUGAGCAGCGCAGCCACCGGCUCCUGCGGCGUUUGCAGCCACACCAAACGCCCGCGCGGGCCGGGUUGAAGCCCCAGGCUUAUGUCGACGCCGGACAUUGA